Messenger RNA from Sinocyclocheilus rhinocerous, 279 nucleotides. Its product is annotated as V-type proton ATPase catalytic subunit A-like. Gene Ontology annotation, cellular component: lysosomal membrane. Gene Ontology annotation, molecular function: proton-transporting ATPase activity, rotational mechanism. The annotation marks the transcript as partial. Gene Ontology annotation, biological process: proton transmembrane transport; ATP metabolic process. NCBI's taxonomy places the organism in Eukaryota, Metazoa, Chordata, Actinopteri, Cypriniformes, Cyprinidae. The record is from RefSeq and is a predicted model, not a curated record. The transcript has 2 exons.
AAUUAUCCGAUUGGAGGGAGAUAUGGCAACCAUCCAGGUGUAUGAGGAGACCUCUGGAGUUUGUGUUGGAGACCCCGUGCUCCGCACUGGAAAGCCGCUCUCUGUGGAGCUGGGGCCCGGAAUCAUGGGCUCCAUCUUUGAUGGUAUUCAGCGUCCCCUCAAAGACAUCAAUGACCUCACAAAGAGCAUCUACAUCCCCAGAGGGGUUAACAUAGGAGCUCUUAACAGGGACCUCAAGUGGGAGUUCUCUCCUUUUCAGAACCUGAGGGUAAGAAUUAU